Macrosiphum euphorbiae (potato aphid) is the source of this 393-nucleotide messenger RNA. The record is from the annotation of a GenBank genome assembly. NCBI's taxonomy places the organism in Eukaryota, Metazoa, Arthropoda, Insecta, Hemiptera, Aphididae.
AUGUUUGGGGAGAAAACAAAGUUAUCAAUAAGCAAAUUGGUAGUUUUUCCUAAACACGAGGACCUGAAGAAACCACCCGACAUUAUACAGAUUGUAAUGAAACGGUCAAAAAAGCUAGCUGAUCUGCGAAACGCAUACAAAGACAGAGAUAAACGAUUCCCUCAGUAUAACGUGGGCGAUCAGAUCCUGAUCAAAGAACAUAGGUUAUCCUCCGCUGAGGAUAAGGAGACCCAUAAAUUAUUCCUGAUCUACCACGGACAAUACCAAAUACAAGCAGUACAUGAUAACAACACGGUAACUAUCCAAAUCAAUGGAAGUCAUCGAACCAUCAACUUCAAAAACAUCAAGAGAUACUACAAACUCGUGAGCGGUGUAUCUCAAACAAAUAAUUAA